AUGUCAUCACGCCUAGUAGAGACUAUGAUGAUCAACGUGGAGGAUUUCGCUGACAGCUUCCUCACGUGCGGUACCUGUCUCUCCGGCUACGACUCGGCCGCACACUCCGCCAAACUGCUUCCCUGCUCCCACACCAUUUGUCGAACCUGCUUGGAAAGAAUACUCGAAACACAGGAGACAAUGCGCUGUCCGAUUUGUCGGGAGACAAUAAUGGUGCCCCACGGCGGUGCCUCCACCUUUCCACCAGCCUUCAUCGUCAACCAACUGCUCGACCUUCUGGCCAAUCAACGCCGCGACCGAGUGCCCAAGUGCCGCUUCCACCCCAAUCAGGAGCUGCUUUUUUGCGAGACCUGCGACGUGAUAUUCUGCCCCGACUGCAGGGGCGGUAGUACCAGUGCCGCUCUCUCGCACAACGUCAUCAGCUUCUCGGUGGCCAUCAAGCGCUGCUCCGAAAUCCUUCUCUACAAGGCCAGUCUCUGUGUGCAGGAGUUGAACAGCGCCCAAGAGGCCGUGACCGCCGAGCUUCAUCGACUCACCGAGUCCUCCGACGCAUGCAUUGCGGUGAGUCUUUUUUUCGACACCAGAGCCUAG
Messenger RNA from Mesocestoides corti, 591 nucleotides. The record is from the annotation of a GenBank genome assembly. Lineage: Eukaryota; Metazoa; Platyhelminthes; Cestoda; Cyclophyllidea; Mesocestoididae.